Messenger RNA from Heterocephalus glaber (naked mole-rat), 2971 nucleotides. RefSeq names its product folate hydrolase 1 (gene Folh1). NCBI's taxonomy places the organism in Eukaryota, Metazoa, Chordata, Mammalia, Rodentia, Bathyergidae. Gene Ontology annotation, molecular function: carboxypeptidase activity. Gene Ontology annotation, cellular component: plasma membrane. The record is from RefSeq and is a predicted model, not a curated record.
UUAGGGCGGGCGCGAGCCGGCCGCGAGGGGGUAGCGCUCAGGGAGCGCGUCUCGCGGAGAUGUGGAACCCGCUGCGUGAAGCCGACGCGGCCACGGGCUCCGGGCGUCGCCCGCGCUGGCUGUGCGUCGGGGCGCUGGGGCUGGCGUGCGGCCUCCUCCUGCUUGGCUUCCUCUUAGGGUGGUUUAUAAAGUCUUCUAAUGAAGCUACCAAUAAUGUUCCACAGCAUGGCAUGAAGAAGGCAUUUUUGAAUGAGUUGAAAGCUGAGAACAUCAAGGAAUUCUUAUAUAAUUUUACACGAGUACCGCAUUUGGCAGGAACAGAACAAAACUUUCAGCUUGCAAAGCAAAUUCAAUCCCAGUGGAAAGAAUUUGGCCUGGAUUCUGUUGAGUUAGCCCAUUAUGAUGUCCUGUUGUCCUACCCAAAUGAGACGCAUCCAAAUUACAUCUCAAUAAUCACUGAAGGUGGACAUGAGAUUUUCAACACAUCAUUAUUUGAACCACCUCCUCCAGGGUAUGAAAAUGUCUCAGAUAUCGUACCACCUUUCAGCGCCUUCUCUGCACAAGGAGUGCCAGAGGGGGAUCUAGUAUAUGUUAAUUAUGCACGGAUUGAAGAUUUCUUUAAACUGGAGCGGGACAUGAAGAUUAAUUGCUCUGGGAAGAUUGUGAUUGCCAGAUACGGGAAAAUUUUCAGAGGAAAUAAGGUUAAAAAUGCCCAGCUGGCAGGGGCCAAAGGAGUCAUUCUGUACUCAGACCCUGUUGAUUACUUUGCUCCUGGGGUGGCAUCCUAUCCAGAUGGUUGGAAUCUUCCUGGAGGUGGUGUCCAGCGUGGAAAUGUCUUAAAUCUUAAUGGGGCAGGGGACCCUCUCACACCAGGUUACCCAGCAAAUGAAUAUGCUUAUAGGCAUGGAAUUGCAGAGGCUGUUGGCCUUCCAAAUAUUCCUGUUCAUCCAAUUGGAUACUAUGAUGCACAGAGACUGCUAGAACACAUGGGCGGCUCAGCACCACCAGAUAGCAGCUGGAAAGGAAGUCUCAAAGUACCAUACAAUGUGGGACCUGGCUUUACUGGGAACUUUUCUACACAGAAGGUCAGGAUGCACAUCCAUUCCAACAGUAAAGUGACCAGAAUUUACAAUGUGAUUGGGACCCUCAGAGGAGCAGUGGAACCAGAUAGAUAUGUCAUCCUUGGGGGUCACCGAGACUCGUGGGUGUUCGGUGGCAUUGACCCUCAGAGUGGAGCAGCUGUGGUUCAUGAAAUUGUGAGAAGCUUUGGAACAUUGAAAAAGGAAGGAUGGAGGCCUAGAAGAACAAUUUUGUUUGCAAGCUGGGAUGCAGAAGAAUAUGGUCUUCUUGGCUCUACGGAGUGGGCAGAGGAGAAUUCCAGGCUCCUUCAAGAGCGUGGUGUGGCCUAUAUUAAUGCGGAUUCUUCUAUAGAAGGAAACUACACUCUAAGGGUUGAUUGUACACCUCUGAUGUACAGCUUGGUAUACAAUCUAACAAAAGAGCUACAAAGCCCUGAUGAAGGCUUUGAAGGCAAAUCUCUUUAUGAGAGCUGGAGUGAAAAGAGCCCUUCACCAGAGUUUAGUGGCACACCCAGGAUUAGCAAGUUGGGGUCUGGUAAUGAUUUUGAAGUGUUCUUCCAAAGACUUGGGAUUGCUUCAGGCAGAGCACGGUAUACUAAAAAUUGGGAAACAAACAAAUUCAGCAAUGACCCACUAUAUCAUAGUGUCUAUGAAACUUAUGAGUUGGUGGAAAAAUUUUAUGAUCCAACAUUUAAAUAUCACCUUGCUGUGGCCCAGGUUCGAGGAGGGAUGGUGUUUGAAUUGGCCAGUUCCAUGGUGCUCCCUUUCAGCUGUCAGGAUUGUGCUGUAGUUUUAAAGAAGUAUGCUGAUAAAAUCUAUAAUAUUUCAAUGAAGUACCCACAGGAAAUGGAAAGAUACAGAGUAUCAUUUGACUCAUUGUUUUCUGCAGUACAUAAUUUUACAGAAAUAGCUUCUAAGUUCAGCAAGAGACUUCAAGACUUAGACAAAAGCAACCCAAUAUUAUUAAGAAUUAUGAAUGAUCAACUGAUGUUUCUGGAACGAGCAUUUAUUGAUCCUUUAGGGUUACCACAGAGGCCUUUCUAUAGGCACAUCAUCUAUGCCCCAAGCAGCCACAAUAAGUAUGUAGGGGAGUCAUUCCCAGGAAUUUAUGAUGCUCUCUUUGAUAUUAAAAGCAAAGCAGACCCAUCCAAGGCCUGGGAAGAAGUGAAGAGGCAGAUUUCUGUUGCAGCCUUCACAGUGCAGGCUGCAGCAGGGACAUUGACAGAAGUAGCCUAGGAGGGAACUGAAAAAAGGUCCUGUUGAACUGCUAUGAUACACUGAAAAAUAAAAGUGUGAGAUUCUAGGUAUAUAUGUGAGUAUAAGUAUGUAUGUGUAUACAUAUACUUUUUCUUCUCAUUGUGAACCAAGAAAGAAAAAUGGACAAUUUUUAUUUUAUAAUUAUUGAAUGUUAUUCUGAAGUUGAAAAGUUGAACUAAAUGCUACAACUAAGAAGAACAUCUUAAUAUAGUAACACUUAUCUAGCACUAUCAACAUCAAGUCUAAUACAGCACUUCCAGAUCUAAGCAUGUCAUUGAACAUGUAGCAAAGCCCCCAUUCUGCAGCACAGUGGGGCAGGGCACAGGACAGCGCCUCCUAGAGACCAAGGCCUUCCUGGCCACCCCAGCCUGGGAAGAUCUCGCCCUACCACAUUUUUUGGGAAGUUGUGAGCUAAAUCCACUUCUAGUAAAUGUAGCCACUUUGUAUUGUAAAAGUAAUUGGUUUUUUUGUUAUUUGUUUAUUUUAUUUUAUUUCUUUGUACAUGUAUGUAGUACAUAAUGUUUCCAUUCCUUAUGUGGAGUUGAUGCAUGUACAUAACACAUCUUAAUUCCUUUUUUCAUCUCCUUUCCCUUCCUUCCCUAUCCCCUCCAGUCAUCUCUUGAUCCCUUUCAUUU